Messenger RNA from Zygosaccharomyces rouxii, 525 nucleotides. RefSeq names its product methylated-DNA--protein-cysteine methyltransferase (gene MGT1). NCBI's taxonomy places the organism in Eukaryota, Fungi, Ascomycota, Saccharomycetes, Saccharomycetales, Saccharomycetaceae. Bases 1 to 525 code for a protein of 174 amino acids. Gene Ontology annotation, biological process: DNA repair. The record is from RefSeq and is a predicted model, not a curated record. The transcript has a single exon. Gene Ontology annotation, molecular function: catalytic activity.
AUGGAGGAGAAAUUAUAUUAUAGGUAUCUGGAUCAUCCUAUAACAACUGUAUUGUUGGUUUCAAGGGGCAAAACUGGGUGUCUCGUUUAUGCCUCCCUAGGUUCUAAUCGAAAAGAGUUGUUGAAGAUUAGCCAGUCUGAUUUCCGGAAGUUGUCCAGAAGCACCAAAGUGUCAUACGGUUUAUACUAUGAUGCUAACGACUCCAUGGUAAAUUUGGAACGGUCAUUUGCAUCUUAUUUAGACGGAUCAUUUACGGAAACUAUACCAUACGAAUACCUGUUUGGUACUAAGUUCCAACAUAAAGUUUGGGAUGAGCUUUUAAAAAUUAAGACGGGGGAGACUACUACAUACCGCCAAAUUGCAGAAGCAAUUGGAUCACCAAAGGCCUACAGAGCGGUUGGAACUGCAGUAGGUGCGAACAAGAUAGCUGUUAUUGUACCAUGCCAUCGAUGCAAACCAUGCGAUGGAUCAUUAGGUAACUUUAGAUGGGGUACUCAAUUAAAAAACCGACUAUUACAACAAUAA